Messenger RNA from Dendrobium catenatum, 744 nucleotides. Its product is annotated as glycine-rich protein DOT1-like. The transcript has a single exon. The record is from RefSeq and is a predicted model, not a curated record. NCBI's taxonomy places the organism in Eukaryota, Viridiplantae, Streptophyta, Magnoliopsida, Asparagales, Orchidaceae. Bases 1 to 744 code for a protein of 247 amino acids.
AUGAAAGAAGUGGGAGGUGAAGGUGGUGUCGCCAAUGGCAGAAACAGUUCAUUCACCGGGAGCGGCGGCGGUGGAAACAAAUUCGGAGGUGGAGGUGGAGGUCGAGGUGGAGGAGGAGGCGGUGGCGUAACCCGACGUAACAGCAGUGCACUCUCCGGCGGGAGCGGCAGUAUUGGUCACAGAGCCAGCGGUGUAGUUGUAGGAGGCGGCGGCUACAAGACGAAUGAGGAGGAGGAAGAGAGCGAUGAUGAGGACGAGGAGGGAGGCAGCGACGAAGAGAAGAACAAGGAGAAGGAGGGAAGUGGCGGUGGUGAGAAGAAACACGUAGGAGGCGGUGGGGAGAAGAAGAAGGAGAGUAGCAGGCUUUGCGGCGGUGGUGAGAAGAAAGACGAGGGUGUCGCCGGCGGCGAGAAAAAGAAAGCGAGGAUGGGCGGUGGAGAUGGUGAGAAGAAAGAGGAGACCGGCGGCGAGAAGAAGAGAGUGGGUCGUGGCGAUGGUGAGAUGGAAGAAGAGGAAUGUGCCGGCGGCGAGAAGAAGAAGGAUGGCGGUGGCGGUGGUGAGAAGAAAAAAGAGGGAAGCGGCAGCGGCGAGAAGAAGGAGAAGUGGGGCGGUGGCGGCGAAGAAGGCAGAGGAAAGAAAGAAGAGGCAGCGAAGGUGUUGGCAAAGAAGACGUUGGCUCCGCCGGUUGUGGUGGAGACGAAUAAGAUGGGUCUCCGCCGGUUAGAGGCAAAGAAGACGCACUGA